AUGGGAGUCCGGAUACAUCCGCACGAAACUUUCCGUGUUUUUCCGACCCUCCGGUCGGCUGUCCCUUUGCGCAAUGCUGUCGAGGAAUGCUCUGAGCUGGCUACGUGCAGGGGGUGGCUUCAAGUUGGCAGCCGGUUAUUUUCCGUCGCAAACUCGCCUGCACCUGCAGCUGCCGACUUGCCAAGUGCACUCAGCUUGAUUCAAUCCCAACCAUCGCAUUAUGCUGUCGCUACCGUCGCUGGUCGCAAAUACCUACUCGCUCCUCGUGAUAUCUUGACUGUCCCUCGUUUGCGCGACGUCCGUCCCGGCGACUCCCUAUCACUCGACGCUGUGCAUGAAUUCGGUUCGAGAGAAUAUGCAGUCCGAGGAACAAUCCCCGUCCGUGUAACCGCCACGGUUUUGGAGCAUACAAAAGGACCCAUGCUCGAAAUCUUCAAGAAGAAACGAAGAAAGGGUUAUGAAAAGACCAUCAAGCAUAAGCAAACCUACACUCGUCUGCGCAUCGGAAACAUCGAGGUCACACUAUAG
Molecule: messenger RNA, 528 nt
Organism: Rhizoctonia solani
Lineage: Eukaryota; Fungi; Basidiomycota; Agaricomycetes; Cantharellales; Ceratobasidiaceae
Product: ribosomal prokaryotic L21 protein
Exons: 3
Coding region: 1-528 (175 amino acids)
Cellular component (GO): mitochondrial large ribosomal subunit; ribosome
Molecular function (GO): structural constituent of ribosome
Source: RefSeq, a predicted model, not a curated record